AGAAGGCGGGAGCGGAGAGCCGGUUUAAAACACAAACGGGGAACACUCUUACUUUGCUUGUGACUCCACAACAGAGCAGGAGGUUCAGGGUCCAUGCCAUUCUACUAACCAACCAACCUACUCACCCUUCUGUUUUUAGACUGCCAGGGUUCACCUCUCAAAACCUCACAAGCAACUCCAUCUGUCUGCAGCCAUGUUUGAGACCAGUAGUGACGACUUGUUCCUGCCUUCCUACCAAGAUGAGGAACUGGUGGACAACCUGCUGUCCAAUGAGGAGUCGGACGGAGAUUGCGGCGGUAAAGCGCUCUCCCUGGCUAGUGCCCUGCUCCCCCUGGUAGAGUCCUGCUCCCCGACCCUCACCCCCUGGGUCUGCUCCACCCGCUACAAGACCGAGCUCUGCACCAGCUACUCCACCACUGGCUUCUGCAAGUACGCAGAGCGCUGCCAGUUCGCCCAUGGCCUCCACGAGCUCCAUGUUCCCUUCCGCCACCCGAAAUACAAGACGGAGUUGUGCCGCAGCUUCCACACGACUGGCUACUGCUACUACGGCAGCCGCUGCCUGUUCGUCCACAGUGCCACGGAGCAGCGACCCGCCCUGCGCCGCCGCAGGAACGUCCCCUGUCGCACCUUCCGCUCAUUCGGUGUCUGUCCCUUUGGCACCCGAUGCAACUUCCUGCACACAGAGGUCGGCGAUGUCGGCAGCGGUUCAGAGUCGCCCGAUGUUGGCGAGGAGAAGCCCGUGCCUGUUUCCAGCCCCCAGAUCCAACCGCAGACCAAGGAGUGGAGGCCCCGUGGCGCUCUGUGCCGCACCUUCAGCUCCUUUGGGUUCUGCCUGUACGGCACACGCUGCCGCUUCCAGCAUGGCCUCCCCAACAAGAUCCGAACCUCCGACCAGACCCAAGGAGAGUCCCUCUACCUUCAGCCGUCCCACGGCAGCUCCGGUUUGCCUUCCCCAAGCUCUCUCUUCACCUCCACCUCUUCUUCUCCUCCGUCUGCCUCCCCUCUCACCACCCCGCCUGCAGAGGCCACUGCCCACAACGCCUUCACCUUCUCCAGUCAGCACCUCAGUGACCUGCUGCUGCCACUGGCCAUCCACCUGCAGCAGCUGGAGAGCAGCAAGGCCCAGGAGAUCUGGGACAACAGGGCGCUCUAACUGGAUGCGGUCUGAGUUAGAAACCAGCAUCAGCACUGAACACCACAGCUCAUUUAAUCUUUUUUUUUUUUAUUGAAUUUUUUUUUAACUCUCCCCUUUCUAGGGAAUUUAUUAUACAUAUAUAUAUAAUUUUUUUUAAGUUGAGGAUGUUUGACUUAAGAGCUUGUGUCAAUUUAACAGGUCAAGCAGGACUUGACCUGUUAAAUUACAGAUUAUGCUGUCUGGUAUAGUUUUGGAUAGGAGGUCUGGAAUCACAAUUACUGCUAUGAGUGUUGUUCAAUUUUUUUUAACUAUUGUAAAUACUUUAUUAAUGAACUGGGUAAAUGAAA
This is a messenger RNA of Anoplopoma fimbria (sablefish), 1482 nucleotides long. It is a transcript of the gene cth1, whose product is annotated as cysteine three histidine 1. Gene Ontology annotation, molecular function: metal ion binding; mRNA binding. The record is from RefSeq and is a predicted model, not a curated record. NCBI's taxonomy places the organism in Eukaryota, Metazoa, Chordata, Actinopteri, Perciformes, Anoplopomatidae. The coding region runs from base 194 to 1153 and encodes 319 amino acids. The transcript is spliced from 2 exons.